AGCCAACAUUUUAAAAGCCGAAAAAAAGGUCAGCUGCUGUGUGCAGCGGUUUUAUGGUUUUCGGAAGAAGAUACUAUAUUAGCGUUAUUAUUAGAUGCUUGAUUAAAUCAGUUUGAGGUCAUUUGUCGGUGAAAGAGGAUGAAGGGUCUGUACUGCAGAGCUGCUGUGAGCGAUGCUGAACCCAAAUUUGUCAUCCAGGAAACGACUCUUUCAGAUGUCCUGGGAAGACAUCAGGUCAGAGUUCAGGUGAAGGCCUGUGGACUCAGUCCCCUAGACUUUAAGCUGCUCAGCGACAUUGGACUGCAGAGAGAUUUGAUUCCUGUAGGAAGAGAGGUGGCCGGAGUGGUCUUGCAAGUGGGCUCAAAGGUCUCUCUGUGCCAGCCAGAGGAUGAGGUUGUAGGUAUUCUUCCCUUGGACUCGCCGUGGUCUGGACUCUGUGAUGUCAUUGACGUAGAAGAACAUUACCUGGUUCAAAAACCAGAGAAACUCAGCUCGGUGUGUGUGGCCGCAUCGCUGCGUGACGGCCUCUGUGCAUACACAGCUCUGCACACAAUUGCUCACAUGGCUGCCGGACACACGCUCUUAGUCAUGGAUGGAGCCAGUUCCUUGGGCCUAAUGUGCAUCCAGCUGGCCUGUUACCAUGGAGUCAAGGUUUUGACCACAUCGAAUUCCCCACAGGAGCACACUUUCCUGGAGGAGUUGCGGCCCAGUGUCGGUGUCCAGGACCCUUUGGUUGCCAGAGUCAUUCCAGUCUAUAACGGCUCAUCAGAUCUGCUGUCACAGGUGUUGGAGGAGACAGGUGGCCUGGGAGUGGAUAUCUUGGUGGACGCUGGAGUUCGUUUGCUGGAAGACGAUAAAACAGAAGAGACACUAAAGCUUCCACACAAACAUGACAUCAUCAGCAUACUUGGAGUGGGAGGGCACUGGGUCACAACCCACCAGGCCCUGCAGCUCGAUCCUCCAGACUGCAGAAUACUGCAUUUAAAAUCGGCGUCUGUGUCUUUCCUUAACCCUGAAAUGUGGACGGCGUCGUCGGCUCUGCAGGGAAGAUAUCUCCACAUUCUGAAGGACGUUGUGGAGAAAAUGUCAACAGGAGUACUAAGACCUCAGCCUGAAGAGGCGGUCCCGCUUUACCAAGCCACAGUUGCCAUGGAGACCGUCCAGUGCCAGCAGAGAAAAAAAGCUGUUGUUCAGCUGUGAUAACUGAUCAUUAUUCACUGAUUUCAUUUUUGAAUAUUGUGAU
Molecule: messenger RNA, 1243 nt
Organism: Cynoglossus semilaevis (tongue sole)
Lineage: Eukaryota; Metazoa; Chordata; Actinopteri; Pleuronectiformes; Cynoglossidae
Gene: cryzl1
Product: crystallin, zeta (quinone reductase)-like 1
Exons: 13
Coding region: 139-1200 (353 amino acids)
Molecular function (GO): oxidoreductase activity
Source: RefSeq, a predicted model, not a curated record